Molecule: messenger RNA, 1188 nt
Organism: Ostreococcus tauri
Lineage: Eukaryota; Viridiplantae; Chlorophyta; Mamiellophyceae; Mamiellales; Bathycoccaceae
Product: Phytanoyl-CoA dioxygenase
Exons: 1
Coding region: 1-1188 (395 amino acids)
Source: RefSeq, a predicted model, not a curated record
AUGCCGCUUCCGCCCCCGUGCGCGCGCGCGCGCGAUGGAGAAUCGUCCGAGCACGCGUGGCGCGUCUUUGACGACGCGCUGACGACGGCGGAGGCGUUGACGGCGUCGCGUUCGGUCGUUUCAACCACCGAGGAUGGGCGUCUCAGAGCGAGUGUACGCGAACGCGGCUUUGGUUUCGUGCGUGAUCUCUCUCGGAGCGCGUCCGAGCGCGCGCGGGACGAGAGAUUAGCGCGUCGCGCGAAGGCGCUCGCCGAGAGAGGGUUUGAUCCGACUUGGAUCGCGGUGUGGGAUGAUUUUUGGGACGCGUUGAAGGCGCUCGGCGCGCGGGUGCGGGACAGGGCGUUCACGGGAUUGGUGAUGAAUUACGACGUUUUGGUGUGGGUGGUGGAUCCGACGACGGAUGAAAAGACGUCUGCGUUCGGUCCACAUCGGGAUCGGCAGCCGGAGGACACGAAGGGGUCGUUUAGGGGGGAGGAUGGACAGGCGAGGUACGUCACGGCUUGGGUGCCGCUUUUUCACGACGCGACGACGAGGAAUUCGUGCUUGUACUGCGUCCCGCGAGAGUGUGAUCCGGGGUACUUUGAAGGAGACGACGACGAUGGUGAUGAUCCAAUGCGCGUGGCGCUAAGCUCGAAGGAGAAGUAUCAGCACGUCACGGCACUUCCCGUAAAAGCGGGGGAGUGCGUCUUGUUUACGCAUCGCCUCAUUCAUUGGGGCUCUGUGGGUCAAGGCGAAGAGGGUGAACCGAGAGUAAACUUUAGCGUCGGCUUCGCCGAUGAUUUCGAGCCGCCCUAUCUCAAGGACUCGCCCGAGUACCCGACGCACGAGGAGCGAGUCGCGCUCGUCGCGGGGCAGUUGAUUUGCUACCACGAACGAUUUCCAUCGUCCGCGAAAGAUUUAUCCAUGCUGAAGAAGCUUUUCGACGCCGCCAAGGGCUCUUUUCAUCCGAAUUACGUCAAGAAAGUGACCAAAGAGUUCGCUUCGGCCGCGUUCGAAGGUGAAAGCGACGAGGACGAUGCCAUCGACGAUGCGCUCGACGCGAUGAUUGAAAACGUCGACGAUUUCGACGACGACUUCGACAGUUUCGAGGAUGGUGUUCCCGGGGACGAGUUCGGGCGCGCAGAAGCGAGCCAAAGCGACGACGACUACGGAAAAGAUACGGUAGCGAAGAGGCGACGCGAAUCAUAA